AUUCUUUGUUGUUCCAAAGUAGAAAAAGCGGCUAACGACAAACGUUCAAGUACGAGGUAGUACGAGGUUAUGCGUCUAACUCGUGGAUAACAAAUAAGCAAAGUAUUUUCGAAUAUAUUUAAAGAUGGAUUUUUUAGAAUAUACCGAUGUGCUUGCAGAAGUAAAAGGAGCUAUGACUCCUGGAAGAUUAAAAUUAACAGACCAACAUUUGAUUUUUAAAAAUCAAAAAACAGGCAAAGUAGAACAAAUUUCUGCCUCUGAUAUGGAAAUGGUAAAUUACCAAAAAUUCAUUGGUACUUGGGGUCUGAGAAUAUUUCUUAAAAAUGGAACUUUGCACAGAUUUCGUGGCUUCAAAGAAGGGGACCAAGAAAAAAUUGCAAAAUUCUUCACACAAAAUUAUAAAAAAGACAUGCUCGAAAAAGAACUUAGCUUAAAAGGUUGGAAUUGGGGUACUGCUAGAUUUAAUGGAUCAGUAUUAAGUUUUGAUGUUGGUCAUCAUACUGCCUUUGAAAUUCCGCUUUAUGAUGUUUCUCAAUGCAAUACUGGAAAAAAUGAAGUUACACUGGAAUUUCAUCAGAAUGAUGAUGCUCCUGUAAGUUUGAUGGAAAUGAGGUUCCACAUUCCAGUUAGUGACAGUGUAGAUCAGGAUCCUGUUGAAGCAUUUCAUCAACAGGUUAUGGAGAAAGCAUCUGUUAUUAGUGUUAGUGGAGAUGCUAUUGCUAUCUUUAGAGAAAUUCAAUGCCUUACACCACGUGGACGUUAUGAUAUAAAGAUAUUUCAGUCCUUUUUCCAAUUACAUGGUAAAACUUUUGAUUAUAAGAUUCCAAUGUCAACAGUUUUAAGGUUGUUCCUCUUACCUCAUAAAGAUAACAGGCAGAUGUACUUUGUAGUCAGUUUAGAUCCACCCAUUAAACAAGGUCAAACUCGUUAUCAUUAUUUAGUAUUACUGUUUAAUCAAGAAGAAGAAACCUCAAUUGAAUUGCCUUUUUCUGAAAAGGAACUUAAAGAAAAAUAUGAAGAUAAACUACCAAAAGAGUUAUCAGGACCAACAUAUGAAGUUAUGGGUAAAGUUAUGAAGGUUAUAAUUAAUCGAAAACUUACUGGACCUGGAAAUUUCAUUAGUCAUUCUGGCACUCUUGCAAUCAGCUGUUCCUUUAAAGCAGCUGCAGGUUACUUAUAUCCUCUAGAAAGAGGUUUCAUUUAUGUUCAUAAGCCGCCGAUUCAUAUACGGUUUGAAGAAAUAGCAUCUGUUAAUUUCGCUCGUGGUGGAGGUUCUACCAGAUCUUUCGAUUUCGAAAUUGAAUUAACCAGUGGAGUUGUUCACACAUUUAGUAGUAUUGAAAAGGAAGAAUAUGGAAAACUAUUUGAUUUUAUUACUUCUAAAAAACUACGCGUCAAGAACAGAGGCAAGAGUGAUAAACUGAAUUAUGACAAUGAUUUCGGAGACAGUGAUCAAGAAGAUGAACCAGAUGCUUACUUAGCAAGAGUUAAAGCAGAGGCACAAGAAAGAGAUGCAGAAGACAACCAAGAUUCUGAAGAGGAAUCUACCGAUGAAGAUUUUAAUCCUAAUCAAGAUGAAAGUGAUGUAGCAGAAGAAUAUGAUAGCAAUCCUAACAGUUCAGAAAGUGAAAAUGAUUCAGAUGCUUCUGGAAAGAGUGAGAAGAAGGAAAAGAAAGAAAAGAAAGAGAAGAAACCAAAGUCUGCCAAAACAGUAUCCGAGAAACCUAGGAAACCUAGAAAGCAAAAGAAAGAAAGGGAUGCAAACAAACCUAAGAGACCGCCAACUGCGUUUAUGAUAUGGUUAAACAGCAACCGAGAGAAGAUUAAGGCAGACAAUCCUGGAAUUGCAGUUACAGAAAUUGCAAAGAAAGGAGGAGAAAUGUGGAGAGAACUUAAAGAUAAAUCUGAAUGGGAACAAAAAGCAGCUAAAGCAAAGAAAGAAUAUGCUGCAUCAAUGAAAGAAUAUGAAGCUAGCGGAGGUGGACAGAAAGAUAAAAAAGAAAAGGCGGACAAAAGCGAAAAAACAGAUAAAGCAGAAAAAAGCGAAAAGAAGAAAGUUGAUACUAAGAAAGAAGUCAAGCCAGCGACUGGAUCGUUUAAGAGCAAAGAGUAUAUUAGUGAGGAUGAAAGCAGUAGUGAUGAAGAUACUAAGAAAUCUGAGAAGAAACAUUCAGAUGAAGACACUGAACCUGAUAAAGGAAAGAAGAGAGGAGAUAAACGCAGUGCGGAGGACGAUGAUAAAAAGGCCAAAAAAGAAAAGAAAAGUGACUCUGACGAAGGUAGUGAUGAAGAACCUGUUGAAAGCACUCCACCUUCAAGUGAUGCAGAAUCUAAAGACAGCGAUUAGUUAAUGGUUUAACAUUUAUAAACUACAGUAUAAUUUUGUAUAUAUACGUGUAUUAACAUUUUUGAAACUAUCGAAACUUACUCUAAAUUUAGUAUUUUUAAGUUAUAAGAUACGAAUAUUUAAUAGUUUAAUUCUUUAAACUCUUUUUAUACUUGUAAACUAAGCAACUGCAAUUUUCAGUAAAAGUUGAUUCAAUGUUUAUUUAAAUGAAUCACAAUUGAAGU
Megachile rotundata (alfalfa leafcutting bee) is the source of this 2571-nucleotide messenger RNA. It is a transcript of the gene Ssrp, whose product is annotated as structure specific recognition protein. Gene Ontology annotation, cellular component: FACT complex; nucleus. NCBI's taxonomy places the organism in Eukaryota, Metazoa, Arthropoda, Insecta, Hymenoptera, Megachilidae. Gene Ontology annotation, molecular function: DNA binding; histone binding; nucleosome binding. Gene Ontology annotation, biological process: regulation of chromatin organization. The record is from RefSeq and is a predicted model, not a curated record.